AUGGUGGUGCUGGCGAGAAGCUCAGCAGCGUCCGGAUCCGCGACGCUGCUGCUCCUGGCGCUUCUCGCCUGCGCCGCUGCCGCCGCCGCCCGGGGCAGCUCGGCCUGCGACACGGCCAUCUGCGGCAAGGGCAAGUGCACCGAGGGGCCGGGCUGGAUCCCCACCUUCGACUACGAGUGCAACUGCGACCCCGGCUGGUCCCGUGCUUCCGAGCUCGUCCCCUUCUCGCCCUGCAUCGUCCCCAACUGUUCCAUCAAUAGCGCGUGCUUCAACUUCAGCCUGCCCAAAAGGAUACCCACUGACAUCUGCGACGCCGUGAGCUGCGGCGCGGGAGGCGCGUGCGAGAAGGGCGACGGCUUCUUCGUCUACAGCUGCGAGUGCCAGCCGGGCUACGUCAACCUGCUCAACCUCACCGCGUUCCCCUGCGCCAAGAACUGUACCUUCGGCAAGGGCUGCUCCGCCCUGGGACUCGCCCCGCCGGAGAACCCCAAGCCGGUGUCGCCGCCGUCGCCGGCGCCGCCUGCUGAUCACGACUCAUCGGGGCCAUCUGCUCCUUCCUCCAGCACAAAAGGCAAUGCGACUACCUCACUAGGUUCAACUCCUCAUUCGCAUCACGCGUUCGUGCACUGCAUCGAGACAUGGAGUCGCUUACUAAUCUUACACACGAUUCUUGAAACCCCUCGUCUCAUCUCUGCAUAAUGAUCUUUGCUGUGACGUUCUUUGCAGGCUCUGUUUCGUCGCAGAGUCUACUGCAGCUCUUGUUGCUGGUCUCGGUGGCCAUGGUUCAGGCCGUGUAAUCACAGUGAUCUUUGCUGCGAUGCAGGGAGCCGUGGAUCGAUGGGAGGCUUUAUUGGUAUGACAAAGCUGCUAUAGUUUACAGUUGGGCUUUAAUUUAUUUCGAACACAUGAAUUUCAGACGAACCAGCUUAUAUACCGUAGGUGAACCAGUGUACUGUACAACGAAAUCCUAUGAAUUUCGUGCAUUCCAAACGGCUUGUUAAUAUGCUGGGAACAUGAAAAGAACUAUACAUCUACAGUUGUUAGUUGUGAUCUCGGCUAAACUCUAACUGACGUGCUUUGAUCAAUGGUCUAACUGAAUUCUGUUAGUUGCGGUCCUGUCCACCAA
Messenger RNA from Phragmites australis (common reed), 1126 nucleotides. RefSeq lists its product as uncharacterized. NCBI's taxonomy places the organism in Eukaryota, Viridiplantae, Streptophyta, Magnoliopsida, Poales, Poaceae. Bases 1 to 699 code for a protein of 232 amino acids. The record is from RefSeq and is a predicted model, not a curated record. The transcript is spliced from 5 exons.